GUGUUAGUACACGUAUUUUGGUUUAUAAAAAUCAUCAUUUAAACAUAAUUGUUGUCAUUGGAAGUUUAUAACGAGAGCAAAUCCUGCUGAUAUCUGGCAUAAAGAAACGCAUCUAAAAUUUACGAAAAGGGUGUCUGUCGCCAGAGCGUCCAACAGUAUUCAGCGUCGUGGUGGAUAGACGAAACAAAUGGAAACGAUUGCGGUUGGAGAUUGUGAAACCAGAUAAUGCAUCGACGUUCUGUUAUGGUCGUUAUUUAGUGGUUCAGAUUUGUUUUGGAGACAGCAGAGUAAAUGUCGGAGAAACGGCCAAUAGUUCAAAUUAGACCAGGAAAGGUCGCCGGAUUGAAGGGUACAUUGCCCAAUGGCGAAAAAUGGUACCGUUACAAAGGUAUACCAUAUGCAAAGCCCCCUGUUGGAUGCCUGCGCUUCAAACCACCUGAACCGUUAGAAACAUUUGGAGGUCAAAUUUUGGAUUGUAGCAUUGAAGGGAACGUAUGCUACAGUUAUAGUUAUAUGCCACCUGAUGCUGUCGCUUCUGAAGAUUGCUUAUUUUUAAACGUGUACACGCCCAUUGGUCCAACCACAUCAAUCAAAGAUAAGUUGCCGGUUAUGGUUUGGAUUCACGGAGGUGCUUUUUGUACCGGGAGUGGCGAUUCCGCACUAUAUAAUCCAGAAUAUUUGGUCCAGGAAGGAGUAGUAGUGGUGACCUUCAAUUAUCGCCUUGGACCACUUGGAUUCCUAUGCCUUCCCACGUUUGGUAUUUAUGGAAAUAUGGGUCUUAAAGACCAACUUUUGGUGAUGAAAUGGGUGCAUAGCAAUAUUUUGGCGUUUGGAGGCGAUAAAACUAAUGUUACACUUUUUGGAAUGAGUGCUGGAAGUAUAUCUACUCACUUACAUACUCUCAGCGAUGAAUCUACUAAAUAUUUCCAUAAAGCCAUUUGCCAAUCUGGUGUUGCUACCAGCUCUAGGAUAUUGCAGAUCGAUCCAGAAGUUAAGGCUCGUCGAUUAGCUCAACAUAUUGGGUGCCGCGGGAACACAGACCAGGAGAUUUAUGAAUUCCUUCACUACAUGCCUGCAGAAGUCAUCUGCUCCAAGCAGAUGGGUGCUUUAAUUGAACACGAACAAUCCCUCGACGUGUUCUAUCCUUUUGUACCUGUUAUAGAAGUACCAGAAUCUGAUCAACCAUUCCUCACCGAAAAUGUAUUGAAUCUCACAAAGAACCCAAAUCGGGUCUCAAUUCCUAUCAUAUUUGGCGUAAACAACGAAGAACUGUCCUAUAAAGUCAAUUCUCUUUUGAAGAAUUUAGAUCUGUACAGAAGCGAACCUCAGAGAUUUCUUCCAGACUCGUUGGAAUUACCGGAAGCAAUGGCAAAACCAGUUGCUUGCAAGGUUCUCAAAUUUUACACAGGCCAUAGUGAACCAACUGUCGAAAAAGUUUCCGAACUGACUCGGCUACUUUCCGAUAUCUUCUAUGUUUUGCCAACACUCAUGUCUUUGGAGCUACAACGAAAGCAUCAUCCAUCCACUCCACUCUAUUUCUACCAAUUUUCGAUGGAAGACGAGUUAAAUAAAUACCGACGACUGUGGAACGUUCCAGACUAUAUUCGAGGAGCGUGUCAUGGUGAUGAACUGUGCUAUCUGCUCAGUUCUUCAUAUUUCUACACAAGGGCCGUAAAGAAGGAGAGCAUGGCGGAUCGGUUCCGUGCGAAAAUGUGCAAACUGUGGACCAAUUUUGCAAAAACAGGCAAUCCAACGUCAACUGGAAUGGAAUGCACUUGGCUACCAUACGAAUCAUCGAAUGAUUGUAACGAUAAUGUGCCGAUUAACUGCUUACAAAUCGAUGAAAAAAUAGAGAUGGUGGAAAAUCCAUUCCGAGAAGUGUUAAACUUUUGGAAGAAUCUCUAUCAUAGAUAUAAUGGAUCAUUUCUGGAACCAAAGCUGAUGUAAGAUAGUAUUGUUACUUUUAUUUGCAUUCAAAAGUUUUUAUCGUUAUUCUAUGACUUAACUAAUGUGGGUUUUAUCCACCGAAUUGUUAUAUAUAUCAUAUUUAUUGUACUGUACUGCAUAAAUCGAUAUAUUUCAACAAAUGCUUAAGAUUAAUAAAGAAAUUGAAAAUAUCCAACAAAACAUA
Messenger RNA from Aedes aegypti (yellow fever mosquito), 2131 nucleotides. RefSeq names its product esterase B1. Gene Ontology annotation, molecular function: hydrolase activity. The coding region runs from base 292 to 1947 and encodes 551 amino acids. The transcript has 5 exons. Lineage: Eukaryota; Metazoa; Arthropoda; Insecta; Diptera; Culicidae. The record is from RefSeq and is a predicted model, not a curated record.